Molecule: messenger RNA, 2701 nt
Organism: Mangifera indica (mango)
Lineage: Eukaryota; Viridiplantae; Streptophyta; Magnoliopsida; Sapindales; Anacardiaceae
Exons: 3
Coding region: 192-2609 (805 amino acids)
Biological process (GO): transmembrane transport
Cellular component (GO): plasma membrane
Molecular function (GO): transmembrane transporter activity
Source: RefSeq, a predicted model, not a curated record
UCACUAACUUCUACGGUUCCCCAUUUAUAUAAACUCUGUUGUUGAGUUUCCAUCUUUCAGUCUUCAAUAAUCUUCCCUUCAAUAACCCCUUAGGCUAGCUUGAGUGGUGUUAGCUUGGGAUUCAAAAAGGAGGUUUUGGGUACAAAAACUCAGCCGGCCCAUAUCAAAAUUAAACAUUUUUAGGAUCGGUUAUGGCAGCAGUGCGCCAGGCUGAAUCGCUAUGGCCGGUGCAGUUGGGUUCGGCGUUAAGGACGGCUCUAGCGUGCUCAAUUGUGGGCUGCUUGACCCUUUACGGCCCGGAGCAUCUCCGGCGAAUACCAGCAUUUCCAGCCUUUUCUUAUGUGACAACAAUAUUGAUUGUGUCAGAUGCCACUCUUGGUGACACUCUUAAGGGGUGCUGGAACGCUGUGUUCGCCACCGUGCAAGUUAUGAUUCUUUCGAUUUUAUUCUUGCGGCUGAUUGGACCUGGCGGGUUCAGCAGUGGACAGGCGGCCGUUGUGGUGGCGGUCACCGCCUUUGUGGUUGCGCUGCCGGAGUCGACUCAUUUGAUGGCGAAAAGGAUUGCGUUCGGGCAGAUUGUGAUUGUGUGUGUAAGUGCAGUUAUUCACGAGGGAGAAAGUGGAGUUGUGAUGAACCCAGUUCAUGUGGCGUCGAGUACGGCUCUUGGUGCCUUCGCUUCUGUUUUGGCAAUGGUGGUUCCUUAUCCGCUGCUAGCUUACUAUGAGGUAAAGAAAAUGUGCAGAUCAUAUGCUGAAAAUGCUUCAGAGAGGUUGAAUCUCUUGGUCAAGGCGUUGUGUGCAAAAGAUAACACAACGGCACUCGAGUUCAUUUUAGAAGCCAAAUCUCUGUUGAUACCAGGGGCCAAAUUGCUUUCCAGUAUCAAACAAAAACAGGAUGCCAUGUUGUGGGAGAGACCUCAAAUCAGAUUCUCCAAACCCAACCACUUAAACCCAGGAAAGAAAUUGCAAGAACUGGAGAUACCAAUUAGAGGAAUGGAACUGGCCCUGAAUUCUUGCCGUUGCUUCCCUGUUGGCAUGAUUGAUGAAGAGCUAAGAGAUGCUUCAGAGACUUUGAAAGCUCAGAUUGGCCUUAAACUAGAACAAGUUAAAUGUUAUGAGCCCUUCGAUGCAACAACAGCUCCGGAGAUUAAGAAUGAAUCUGCAGACAAGUCCCUGUGGACACUUGGAAAAAUUUCCUCAACUGAAGAUCUUCUGGGGUCCUUCUUCUUUUACUGUAUGGAACUCCUGCAAAAUGGCUUUCCCAGUUCUGCUGGAAAUUCUGAAUCAAGUGGUUUGCAAAAUCAAGGAAAAAGUAUGAAUUUACUGGAAAGGAGUCUGUUAAUUUUACCAAGUUGUGAGAGCUUCAUUUUUGCUGUCAAGUGCUCUGUUUCUCUUGGUCUUGCUGUGCUCUUCGGGUUGAUUUACAACAGGGGGAAUGGUUAUUGGUCAGGAUUGACGAUUGCAAUCAGUUUUGCGAGAAACCGUCAAGCAACAUUUACAAUUGCCAAUGCUCGUGCACAAGGAACUGUGAUGGGAUCAGUGUAUGGAAUCUUGUGCUGCUUUAUGUUCCAAAAAGUUGAGAAUUUAAGGUUCUUGCUCUUGCUGCCAUGGAUCAUUUUCACUAGUUUCCUGAGGCACAGCAGAAUGUACGGUGAAGCUGGCAGUAUUUCAGCUGUUAUAGGAGCUUUACUGAUCUUGGGUAGAAAAAAUUAUGGCAAUCCGACUGAGUUUGCGAUUACUCGAAUCACAGAAGCUGUCAUCGGAUUGAUUUGUUUCAUCAUGGUUGAGCUUUUGUGUCAGCCCACCAGGGCUGCAACUCUCGUGAGAACUCAACUUGCAGAGAGCUUGGCAGCUCUCGGAGAAGGCAUUGAGGAGAUCACUCUUUGUCCUGACCCAAAAAGCAUUUCAGCUAAUUCAAGAGCAUUGACAGACAAACAAAGUAAACUGAAAUCACAUGUUAAGAAACUAGAGAACUUCAUUGCAGAAGCAGAGUCAGAGCCUAACUUCUGGUUCUUGCCUUUUAAUGCUACUUGCUACCAUAAGCUCCUGGGAUCUUUAUCAACCAUGGCAGAUUUCUUACUCUUUGUAGCUUACAAAAUUGAUUCUCUCUUGCAAGCAUCAGAGAAGUAUGGAGUUGGUUGUGAAGAAUUCCAUGAACAAAUAAAUAAAGAUCUGGAAAUUUUCAAAGAAAAAGUUGGGUAUUCAAUGAAAUGCUUUGAGGAGGUGAUCUUGAUCAAAUCCCUUACGGUUCUUGCAAAGGAGCUGCAAAAGAGAAACAUACCUUAUGACAUCGAACUGGGAAGAUUCCCUGAUGAAGAUAUGCAUAGGAGUAUGAGUCCUAAUGAAGAAGAUGUCCUGGAGAUUUUAAGCUCUUUUAUUCAACAUUUGAAUGAAGUAGCUAACAGAAUCAACACUGUUGAAGGAAAUGAAAAGCUUAAGAGCCAGAUAGUUGUUUCUUUGAGUGGCCUUGGGUUCUGCCUCAGUAGUCUGAUGAGGGAAACUACAGUACUGGAGAAAGAACUCAAAGAACUACUCAAAUGGGAGAAUCCGACUAGGAACAUUAAUUUGUAUGAAAUUUCCUGUAAGCUUAAUGCUCUGUACAAAAAGUAAUCCCAAAACAUUGCACCCAAAGAGACAGAAGAGAGAUUGUUGAAACCCAAUAUUUACCAUAUAAAACAGAUGAGGUAUAAUUUACAAUAAAA